Trichophyton rubrum CBS 118892 is the source of this 417-nucleotide messenger RNA. RefSeq lists its product as uncharacterized. The coding region runs from base 1 to 417 and encodes 138 amino acids. The transcript has a single exon. The record is from RefSeq and is a predicted model, not a curated record. NCBI's taxonomy places the organism in Eukaryota, Fungi, Ascomycota, Eurotiomycetes, Onygenales, Arthrodermataceae.
AUGCACUUUGUUGUGACGAUUGUUGCUGUCGGUAUCCCCUGGUAUAUUCCGAAAUUAACACUUGUAUUAGGGUCACAAGAGUGGUUCAAAAAACGAGUCCAAUCGCCAGAAUCAUCCCUAUUUGCUUUUGUGAUAAUACCCUUCCUUUCCCCAGAUAUCAGGGUCAAGGGGAAACCAAAGAAGAAUUUCGAAACCCGAAAUGUCCCCGUCAAAGCUCCCAGGUUCAUGCCCUCGCCGACACCGAUGAGGGAGCGUACGCCAGUCUCACGUCUGUCAUUGCAGUCCAUCAGUUGCAAAAAUGAUGAACGGAAGAAAAGUUUGUCUUUCCCUUCUGAGUAUUCUCAUAGGCACAAGUGUUUCCAUUUCAGGCAAGAUUUGCAUGCCCAUUCAUCCGUUAUAUUGUUGUUGAUCCUGUAA